This is a messenger RNA of Brugia pahangi, 732 nucleotides long. The record is from the annotation of a GenBank genome assembly. Lineage: Eukaryota; Metazoa; Nematoda; Chromadorea; Rhabditida; Onchocercidae.
AUGAACAGCACUUAUUCUAACAGCAGUGAUUUUAUCAAUAGUCCAAAUGUACCUUUGUGUGAAGGCGUAGGCAUUUUCUGCCCAUAUUUAUACAACAAACGCCACGUGGUAGCAUAUUUUACAACAGUUGGUAAUAUUAUUAUUAUUCCUUUCAUAUUGUAUUUAAUAUUUACGAAAGUGAAAGAUGGAUUUUUCAAAUAUUUCACACUGAAUUUAAUGUUUGUUUGCGUAACAUCGGCUAUUGCUGCUUCUAUAAUUGAUGCAAUUAAUGUUGCAAAACUAUUUAUUUCUAUUACAGAAAGCAAAUUACAUUUAUUUGAGAUUCGAGAAUGGAUGCGAUUUUAUGUCAAAUUAGGAAGCAUUUGGUUUCAUGCCUUAACACUCUAUGCAGUCAUAAUUUGUUAUUUACCCUACGUGAAACCUUUUUUUUAUACAAAAAAAUUUUCCAAUAGGAGUCAAAAACCAUACUACGUUGCAUUACAUACUUCAAUCCUUAUUUGGAGUACUUCUGUAACUUAUCUAUUUACAGAAUUCAAAUAUCGUAUACCUUAUUUUCUAACACAUAUCACAUUGUUUAUUUCAUUAUUCGUUGUUGCUCUAAUAGGAUCGUUUAAAAUAAUUAUUCCAUUGAAAUCAUCACUUUGCCUAUGUUUAUUAACGCAUGCGCACAUACUUUCUGUAUAUUUGCUGGUUGCGAAAGCGAUUUUCUUGCUAGUUAUUUCAAAACGAUAA